UACCGUGGCGCGGGUGUGAAUGGUUUACAGCCCGGGCUGUCCCGUUUCUCCUUUAACCGGGGCUGUGGUGUUACUCCUGCGGGGAAACACGCCGCCGUGUUGCGGUUACGAGCUCAGGUUUAACGCCGCUUCAACGCGGAGGAGUUAAAUUAAGAUUUAACGUUUUAAUUCUCACUUUAAAUCAGUUUAAAACGCGUUAACGGAGACCGCUAACGUUAACGUGCUGCCCGGUGUCGCUUGUCAAACGCACCGCUGUCACCGGCCGCCGGGCGGCGCUGCCGCGGCGUGUUGACGGAAGUGCUCGCGGAAGCGGAGCCGCGAUGGUGCGGGUGAAGUCGAGGUAUUUACUGUGCGAGGUCAACGUGUCGGACCGGAGCCGCCUGCUGCUGCUGGAUGACCGGGCCGUGGCCGCGGCGGUGCGGGAAGCGGUGACCCGGAUCCACGGAGACUACGGAGCGGCUCUGUGCAGCAGCGGCUUCACCGGUGAGACGUCAUAUAAAUAUAAAUAUAAAUAUAAAUAUAAAUAUAAAUUGCUCUGGUCGGCGCUGCCGUUCAUCAGCACCAUCGAGGCUCGUGGGCAGAAGGUCUCGUGUUUUCUCAACUGUUUGCACGUCGGAGGAACCAUCAGAACGUGUCAGAAGUUUCUGAUCCAGUACAACAAACAGCAGCUUCAUCGCAUGCUGCCCAAAUGUAAAAACCCAGAAGAAGAACAGAAAGUCCGCAGAGCGAUCCUGAACUGUUCUGUGCCCGGAGGAAACAUGGAGGGACUGGGAGACGAAGAAGACGACGACGAAGAAGAAGAAGAAGAAGAAGAAGAAGAAGAGGAGUGACGUUAUUUUCCUUCGACGUCUGCUGCAGACUGUUUUUGUUCAUGGAGGAAAACUGUAAUAUGAUUUACUGCAGCAGCUCCGUCACACUUCCAUUCAUUUGUGUUGGCGUGCAGCACUAAAUGAGACUUUAUGUUUGAAGAGUUUAUUUUGUAUUUAUUCUGUUUAGUGCUCGUUAGCAGUUCCUUUACUAAUUAAAACACUUUUUUUAAUAAAGAGAAUUCUUUGUGGUGACUUCCUCACACACUUAUA
Molecule: messenger RNA, 1079 nt
Organism: Larimichthys crocea (large yellow croaker)
Lineage: Eukaryota; Metazoa; Chordata; Actinopteri; Sciaenidae
Gene: pop5
Product: POP5 homolog, ribonuclease P/MRP subunit
Exons: 5
Coding region: 321-830 (169 amino acids)
Biological process (GO): tRNA 5'-leader removal
Cellular component (GO): ribonuclease P complex
Molecular function (GO): ribonuclease P RNA binding
Source: RefSeq, a predicted model, not a curated record